AAUGACUAAAGCAAGUUUUUAAAUUGCACGAACACUUCAUCGUAUCUUAAAUUAUUCAGUUUAGGCAAACAACUUUUGAAAACAAAUCAAAAGGAUAAAGAUGAACGGAAAUGGAGAACGUGUUACACCGAAUUCCGCAAAACCAAAUAAAGAUUAUAAGCUUCUUAGAGACCCUCUGAUUUCGGGAAAAAAGGAACCUAAGGUCUAUCGAUAUGAGGGCAUAGUCAGUACGGAUCCAUUAACAUUUGUCGCAGUUCGAGAUCCACGAAGUCGUAUAACGGCGUUAACUAAACGUUUGGAACCACUUGAUUUGCCUGUUCCAAGGCUAAUCAUCGACAAAGAUUAUAUAGGAAAACCUCCAUCAAUCGAAAUAACAAUCCAGAACUUAAAUGACAAUGUUGAUAAGAAUUUUUUGUCCGAUAUGCUUCAAAAAGCUGGUCUCCAAUGUGAUGAAAUUACAAUUUACUAUCAUCCAGAAAACAAUAAACAUUUAGGAGUAGCGCGCUUAAUUUUGCAAUCACCCAAACAAACCAAAAUAUGUAUUGACAAGUUCAACAAUAAGUCCGUGAUGGGAAAGAUUAUUAAGGUUUUUCAUGAUGCUUAUGGUGAACAAUGUAAAAACUUAAUUGAAGCACUUACAACAGAAAAGAAGCCGGUGCCCAUUGUACCUGUAAAUCCUCCUCCUAACAUUCUAGCAUCAUUUCUUCCUGAAAUACCGAAAAUUAUUCAACAACCCAGUGUAGAGUUUUCAACAGACAUCACAGAUGAAAGAAUUUGGUCAGCUGUUGGCACAACUGGCGCCACUUCAAAUAAAUAUAAAGGAAAGAAUAAUAUGGAUAAUGCUUGGGAUGCUUCAAGUUACAGCUCUCACAGUAGAGGAUGUGCUUCGAAACAUGAGGAAGAAUACAACAGUCGAUCAUCGUCAAGUAACAAAUAUUACGAUAAACAUGAAAGUCGCAAAGAUAGAGAUCGCAAUUAUAGUGGUAAAUAUGGGCAUCAUUCAUCUCACAGAAGUCAAGAGAGAGUUGAUAAUUUCGAACGUGAUCGUCAUCGAAGGGAUAGAGACGGUGACAGCAGAAGAGAUUAUAGAAGUAAAAGUGACUGGAAGGAGCGAGAUCGAAAUUCUCGAAAAGAUCGUGAUAGAGAUUAUUACGAUUACAAGAACAGUCACCGUUACAAUUACAAUAACAACAAAAGUUAUUCGAGACAAGAUUCAUAUCGAACAGAUUCCUCUGAUGUAUCUGAAAUGUCAAAUUAUGAAUAUUACAACUCAUCGUCAGCAUCUUAUGGUGGUUAUAAUUAUCCUCCUUACACGACACCAUCUUCAUCAACGUGGACUCCACCACCACCAAAAGUACUUCCAGAAGAAUCACCUCCACGACCACCUCCUGAACCGAUCAUAAAUGAUGGCGAUGACGAUGAUGAAAAUGGUGCUAAAAGUAUAAUUAAAGAUGGGGAAAAUACUGUUGAUUUAGAUACAAGAAUUGCAAUGUUAUUUAAAACAAAAUCUUUUGAAAGCGAUGUUCCAGCAUUGUUUCCAGUUGAUGACAAUGAAUCCGAAAAGGAAAUGUCAUCACAAAAUAAAAAGAACCAUGAAAAUUCUUCUGGAGUUGAUCAUGACAUUUUAGAUCCUUCUAGAGACAUGAAAGUGAGAGUUAAAGUGAAAUGUGAAGAAGGAGAAAUGGAAAAUUCAAGUGCCAAACAAAUCUCAUCAUUAAAAGAAGAGAAAGAGUUGGAUGAUGAAAAGAAAAAGGAUAUUUCAAUCGAUACAUCAGAUGGAAGCACGCAAAGUACAAUUCCAAGUCCUUUUCAAUCACGUAAAACUUUUAAAGCAUCUCGUCGUUCUAUCAAAUUAUCUCUGAAAGCUUCGAAACGGAAACAAGCGAAUGAAAAAAUUAAAGUUGAAUCUGGGGCUAGCGAUAUAUCGUCAAGUGAAGAUGAAUUAUUAGCGAAAGGAAGUUAUAGCCCUCCAUUAUUAAAAUCUCAUCAUUCAUUGUUAAUCAAAACGGAAGAUCAAAUGUCACUUUCAAGUUUAUCUUCGACGGAGCCAAUUGAGGAAGUUAAUGAAGUUAAGAAUGAGAUGACAUCGGCUUUGAAAAUGUCACCAUCAUCCUACGUCUAUCCUGUUGGCUUCUCAUCUUACAAUGCUGCUUAUUACUACAAUAGCUCGUUUCAUCAAUUUCAACAACCGAAUCAUUGGAUAUCGUCAGUAAAUAGUUAUCAUCAUGAUAAUAACAAGAAAGAUUCUCAUUUUCCUGUCACUGAUGAUCCACAUGAAGUUGCUGUCGAUAAAGUGAUAGAAAAAUUAAUUUACGAGCUCAAAAAUAUUCUGAAAAAAGAUUUUAAUAAACGUAUGAUUGAGAAUACUGCAUUUAAAAAGUAUGAAGCAUGGUGGGAUGAACAAGAAAAGAUGAAAAAUACUCGCUACCAUCAACAGGAACUUAAAGAAACUCCACCAUCAGUUGCGACGAUAUCAGCAACAUCAUCGACACCAUUGUCAUCGAUGAAUAUGACGAAAAGCUACCAAGUGAAUAGUGGAUUAGGAAUUUUACGUAACUUAAGAUUUCAAAGAAUUAAACGUGAACCAGCGCCCAUUUCUCAGGAAGAAGAUUCAAGAAGAAGUGAUCAAGAUGACGAUGAUAUGGUGCAUGGAUCUGAUUCCGAAAAGGAAGACGACAUUCAACAGACAUCGAAGACAACUUACAUGCGAAGAGCAGAAAUUUCUUCGAGCUCUUCUGAAUCCAGUGAGUCAAGUGAAAGUAGUAGCGACGAUGAGGAUGAUGAAGAGCGUGAUGGACACGCUUACAGUAGCGAUACUGCCUCACUUAUGUCUGAUGAUGAGAUUACACUUCGAAAGAUUCGACCGAAAAAAGAGAAAGAAAAUAACAAAAUUUAUUCGGAUUCUGAAAGCGAAAAUGAUGUAAAAAUUGAAGACGAAAAUACGCCAACAAAACAUGUUGUUAAACAAAAUUCAAAAAUAUAUUCAGACUCUGAAGUUGAAGGUGAAGAUCGAGAACCAGUCGAAGUGGAACAACAAAAUAAAGAAGAAAUGUUGAAGAUAAAGAAAGAAAAAGAAGAAGAGAAAGAAGUUAAAACUUUGCCAUGUCCACCAGCACAACAAGAAAAAGAACAACAAUCACCUCCACCACCACCACCACCCCCACCAGCUGAAUCUGACAGCGAUUUCUUUAACGAUGAUGUAAUGUCGAAGCCACCACGUACUCCUGGUAGAAUAUCAAGUGAUGAUCUUCAAGUUGAAAAAGAAAAGUCUGAAGAUGAAGAAAAGAAAGUAAAAGUUACAGAUGAAGCUGAUGAUCGGAUGUACAGUGAUUCUGAAGAAGAGCGUGAAUAUCAAGAAAAGAUUCGACGUAACACUGAAUGGAUGGAGCAAGUCGAACGUGAAGAGAAAGAACGAGAACGUAGACGUCUUCUGGAAGCACAACAAAAUAAUGAUGUAAAAUUCGAAUCAAAAUCUAAUGAAGAAAUAUCAUCAGACACAACAAUAAACACAUCAACAAAUUUAAAUGAUUUAAUUCGUCCACCGUCAGCAAUAAUAAAAACGCCAAUAAAAGUUGAACAAUUUAUCAAUGAUGAAGUGAAGCAACUUGAAAAGGAAAAUGGCAAGAAGAAGCGAGGGAGACCGAAAGGAAGCAUUGGGAGACCGAAAGAAAUCAAGAAAGUUAAGAAUGGUGCAGCAACAACAGCAACAGCUAAGGUUGAUCAUCAACUUCCAUUAUCAACAAGCUCAAAGACAGAUCGUGAUCAACUUUAUUCUUUAAAAUUAUCACCGAAUUCAUCAUCCGAUGGAGGAUCGAGUCAAGCAAGUCUUGUUGCAAUUGAGCAUAGUUAUUCCCGUCCACCAUCGUCAUCGCCAUCAACGACUUCAUGUAGUCCUCAUCAAGACAUUCACAUUGAUCAUGAUUACUGUGGAAAGUCUGAGAUAACGCCACUGCAGUCAAUUCAACCAGGUCAGUUAGUAGAAGAGCAACAUAAGAAGGAACAACAAGGAGGUACAAGGCCCGUUGGGCGUCCAAGAAAAGAUCCGAAUGCUCCAAAAGCUCAAUAUACCAAGAAGAAUAAAAAUGCGGUGUUGGAUGAAAAAUAUAACAAUAACAAUAAAUUAAAGAAGGAGAAAAUAAAGAAAGUUGAUCUGCGACAGCAUCAAUCAAUGGUCGAGAAUUUUGUACCUGUAGCGCGUUAUAAUAAGCGAACAAGUGAAGAUGAAAGCGAUAUUUUGUGUCGUUUUGUGACGCAAGGAAUUGAUGAUGAAGAUAUCGAAUACAUGAGACGAGCUUACAGUAUAUUGAUUCAAAAAGAUAUUCCAGGAACGGAAAUGUUGCAUCAAGUUCAUUGGGUUGAUCACUGUGCAACUGAUCGAUCAUUUGAACCUCCACCGAUAAAAAAGAGACGACGAGACGAAUAUCCCGAUGUCAAACAGCAUCCAACUGGUUGUGCAAGAACUGAGGGAUAUUACAAGAUUGAUUCGAAAGACAAAGCUCAUUACAAAUAUCAUCAUCUUCGAGGUGGAUCAUCGGUUGUUGGUCAUCAUGAUAGUAUAGCAAAGAUGGCUGUAGCUAAAAUGCAGAAUGCUUCACGUGAAGCUCGAUCAAAUCAGAGAAGACUUUUGACUGCUUUCGGCGGUGCCACCGAAUCGGAUCUUCUUAAAUUCAAUCAAUUGAAAUUCCGUAAAAAGCAAUUGAAGUUCGCCAAAUCGGCAAUUCAUGACUGGGGACUGUUUGCAAUGGAGCCAAUAGCAGCGGAUGAAAUGGUCAUUGAAUAUGUUGGUCAGAUGGUUCGACCAAGCGUUGCUGAUUUGAGAGAAUCUAAAUAUGAAGCGAUUGGAAUUGGAAGUUCUUAUCUUUUUAGAAUUGACAGUGAGACGAUUAUUGAUGCAACGAAAUGCGGGAAUUUGGCUCGAUUCAUAAAUCAUAGUUGCAAUCCAAACUGUUAUGCAAAAGUCAUAACAAUAGAGUCAGAGAAGAAAAUUGUUAUUUAUUCGAAACAACCAAUUGGUGUCAACGAAGAGAUAACAUACGAUUACAAAUUCCCUCUUGAAGAUGAGAAAAUCCCUUGUUUAUGUGGUGCCCAAGGAUGUCGCGGAACAUUGAAUUAAAUAGAUAAUUAAGAAAUGUGUAAAAAACCUUAAAAAUAAUUUCAACGUCACUCGUAUAAUUUUUCACGUUAUAUUUUUCUUUUCUUCUUUCCUUAUCGCAAUAAGUUUUUUUUUUCAUUUUUCGUACAAUAAAACUGAAGCUAUCAAAUAAUUUAA
This is a messenger RNA of Clunio marinus, 5269 nucleotides long. Lineage: Eukaryota; Metazoa; Arthropoda; Insecta; Diptera; Chironomidae. The record is from the annotation of a GenBank genome assembly.